Molecule: messenger RNA, 654 nt
Organism: Puma concolor (puma)
Lineage: Eukaryota; Metazoa; Chordata; Mammalia; Carnivora; Felidae
Source: RefSeq, a predicted model, not a curated record
AUGAGGCGGGAAGAGGAGGAAGAAGAGGGAACCAGGAUGAAGGCAAAAGGAGACCUUGAGAUGAAGGAGGAAGAGGCAAUCAGUGAGAAGGGAGAACCGGUUGGCCCUUUCGCGAGCGCCAUGCCCACCUCUCUGCCGCACAACAAGGGGUCCCGGUUUUCCGAGGUUUGGGAAUAUUUCCACCUGGCCCCUGUUCGUGCUGGCCACCACCCCAACCAAUAUGCCACCUGCCGCCUGUGUGGCAGGCAGGUGAGCCGCGGCCCGGGGGUUAACGUGGGCACCACAGCCUUGUGGAAACAUCUGAAGAGCAUGCAUAGAGAGGAGCUGGAGAAGACUGGCCAUGGUCAGGUGGGGCAGCGCAAGGACUCCAGGUCCCAGGGGCCCCAGCUCCCCAUGGGUAUCGAGGGCGAAUGGGCCCGGCUCCUGGAGCAGCUGGGGACCCUGGCUUUGUGGGCCAGCCAAAGGGAAAAGGAGGUGCUUAGGAGGGAGAGGGCAGUGGAAUGGCGGGAGAGAGCAGUGGAAAGGAGAGAGCGAGCCCUGGAGGAGGUAGAAAGGGCCAUCCUGGAGAUGAAGUGGAAGGUGAGAGCUGAGAAGGAAGCCUGUCGGAGGGAGCAAGAGCAGCCUGCAGCAGCUCAUCCUUUCCAUUUUGUUUAA